Molecule: messenger RNA, 1642 nt
Organism: Amphibalanus amphitrite
Lineage: Eukaryota; Metazoa; Arthropoda; Thecostraca; Balanomorpha; Balanidae
Product: histone acetyltransferase type B catalytic subunit-like
Exons: 2
Coding region: 237-1544 (435 amino acids)
Biological process (GO): subtelomeric heterochromatin formation
Cellular component (GO): nucleus
Molecular function (GO): histone H4 acetyltransferase activity; histone binding
Source: RefSeq, a predicted model, not a curated record
GCCGCAAUUGUCGAAAGCGGCGUGUUAGUAUGCUUUAUUAUGAAUGAUGUGUGUAAAAGUGAGUUUUUAUGUUGUUUAUUUGGAGGAAAUGGUUGGAAUAAAUUAAGUUAUUUUUAUUUCUGUUGGUUGGAGUUUUUAUUCAAAAGAUUUCGGCCUAUACCAUUGAUAUUUACUGAAAAUACCUUCGCUUGAAUAAAUUGCAGAUAUUUGGCAACUGAAGUGUUAGGUAAGCCUAAAUGAUAUGUAAAAAGGUUUCAGAUGAAAUAACUCCUGGAAUCGUCUUCACUCUUCCCCUGUCACACUCCACGAUGACGAUGGACUCUCUGGACAUCGCUGGGUCUGCCCAGCAGGAGUUCGUCACUGACAGCAACGAGGCCCUGGAGCUGAAGCUGGUACGCUGCAGAGAGGAUCUGGAGUGUGACGAUGCCUCAUUCGCCCCAGAAAUGUCGCAUCAAGUGUUUGGUGAUACAGAGACCAUCUUUGGCUACAAAGGUCUGCGUGUAAAGCUUUACUACUCGGCAGCCCGUCUUGCCACAUACCUCGGCAUGACUUACGAGACGAAGAUCGACCCUAAAAAGUCGCAGGGUGUAGAACCGGACGAAGUGCUGAAACCCGUGGCUGAUAAGCUUCCUCCGAAGUUCUUCACCAACAUUGACGAGUUUGUGAAGGCUCUUGAUAAGGACGCGUCGUUCCGUCCGUUCGGUGAGCUUCACCAUACAUUCUCACCGAAUUCGACAUCGGACAGCGACGCGUCACGCACCUUCGAGAUCUACUACUGCACGGCGCAGACGCCCGGCCUCCGAGAGUACCACCAGGCGCUGCAGACGUUCAUCCUGUGGUACAUCGAUGCUGCCAGCUACAUCGACGUGGACGACGACCGCUGGCGGUUCUUCCUCUGCUUCGAACGGUACAGCAGCGCUGAGGGCGAGACGCGGUACGCCAUAGCGGGCUACACAACUGUCUACGAGUACUACGCCUACCCUUGCAAUGUGAGGCCCCGCAUCAGUCAGAUGCUGGUGCUCCCACCUUUUCAGAAGAUGGGCCUGGGCGCAGAGAUGCUGGACGCCGUGUAUAGGCACUAUAUUCCGGACACGCGCGUGAUUGACAUCACCGUAGAAGAUCCUUCCGACAACUUCACGAGGUUACGUGAUUUCGUGGAUUGUCGCAACUGCGCCAAGCUGGCCGCCUUCCAGCCGAAGAAACUGAUGCAGGGCUUCGUCCCGGAGAUGGCCGAGGAGGCCAAAAAGUGCCUGAAGCUGAACAGCAAGCAGGUGCGUCGUGUGUACGAAAUCCUGCGACUGAAGGCAACGAAUGUCUCCGACAAGGAAGAGUACAGGAACUUCCGCCUGGAUGUCAAGAGGCGCCUGUACACGCCGUACCAGAAGGAGGACUCUGACAUGAAGAAGCUGCUGAAGGUGCUUCGCCCGGAGGAGCUGGCUCUCUCCGUCACCAGCCGGGAGCAGCGGCUCGAGACGCUGGACCGACUGUACACGCAGCUGGAGGAGGAGUACAAACACGUGCUGGAGCGAUUGGCCCACCUCUGAGGUGAGGGCGGGCCAUGUGCAUGAGAAUUUCCCCAUCUUUGGGCGUUUUGGGGUGACGCCUCGGAUUUCUACUGUUAAUACAAUGUACAUUUUCAUAA